Molecule: messenger RNA, 1929 nt
Organism: Sesamum indicum (sesame)
Lineage: Eukaryota; Viridiplantae; Streptophyta; Magnoliopsida; Lamiales; Pedaliaceae
Product: laccase-17-like
Biological process (GO): lignin catabolic process
Cellular component (GO): apoplast
Molecular function (GO): hydroquinone:oxygen oxidoreductase activity; copper ion binding
Source: RefSeq, a predicted model, not a curated record
CUCAUCGCCAGCAUUUCACCAGUUAUCGACAUUUCUUUCAAACAAAAAUCAAAUAAAAUGAUUUCUCACAAGCGUUUGGCUUUUGCCAUUACCAUCAUGUGCCUUUUAGUUGAGCUAGCACUGUCCAAGCAUCCCAGGAUAACAAUGCAUUACAAGUUUGAUAUCAAACUGCAAAAUGUCACAAGGUUGUGUCAAACAAAGAGCAUAGUGACAGUCAACGGCCAAUUUCCAGGGCCUACGAUCACUGCAAGGGAAGGAGACAGGCUGUUAGUUAAAGUUGUUAACAAUGUUCAGUACAAUGUCUCUAUUCACUGGCACGGAGUCAGGCAGUUGAGAAGCGGGUGGGCUGAUGGGCCGGCAUAUAUCACCCAGUGCCCAAUUCAGACGGGGCAGAGCUAUGUGUACAAUUUCACCGUUACUGGCCAAAGGGGAACCUUAUUUUGGCACGCCCAUAUUUCAUGGCUUAGAGUUACACUCUAUGGACCUAUAGUCAUCCUUCCGAAACGAGGAGUCCCCUAUCCGUUCCCACAGCCCUACAAAGAAGUCCCUAUAAUUUUUGGUGAAUGGUGGAAGGCAGAUACGGAGAGAAUUAUCAAUCAAGCAUUGCAAACAGGAGGAGCCCCAAAUAUUUCUGAUGCCUUCACCAUUAAUGGCCUGCCAGGACCCCUGUACAAUUGUUCAGCCAAAGAUACCUUCAUACUAAAGGUGAAGCCGGGAAAAACAUACAUGUUGAGAUUGAUCAAUGCUGCACUAAACGACGAGCUUUUCUUCAGCAUUGCUAACCACAACCUGACUGUUGUUGAUGCUGAUGCCGUGUACGUGAAACCAUUUAAAACCAAUACCGUUCUUAUCACUCCUGGACAGACGACAAACGUCCUCCUCAAGACUAAAAACCAUCAUCCAAACGCGACCUUCCUCAUGGCGGCCAGGCCUUAUUCCACAGGGCCUGCUGCAUUCGACAAUUCCACCACAUCCGGGAUCUUGGAAUACCAUCUCCCUUCUAACUCAACCAAGAAAACCAACAAACUUCCACUUCUAAAACCAUCACUUCCCAUAUUCAACGACACAACCUUUGCCACUAAUUUCAACAAGAAGCUCCGGAGCUUGGCUAAUUCAAAUUUCCCCGCAAAAGUUCCUCAAAGAGUGGACAGGAGAUUUUUCUUCACAGUCGGGCUAGGACUGAUCCCCUGCACGAACCCCAAUGGAACCUGCCAAGGCCCGAACAAUACAAUGCUGGCAGCAGCUGUUAACAAUGUGUCAUUUGUGAUGCCAAACACAGCCCUGCUUCAGGCUCACUUCUUUAACCAAUCAAAAGGCGUCUACACCACAGAUUUUCCAGCCAACCCACCGUUCAAAUUCAAUUACACGGGCAAUCCGCCGAGCAACAUUAUGGUGAGCAGCGGCACAAAAGUGGUGGUGCUGCCAUUUAAUACUAGUGUGGAGCUGGUGAUGCAGGAUACGAGCAUAAUUGGUGCAGAAAGCCACCCGCUACAUCUCCAUGGGUUCAACUUCUUUGUAUUGGCCCAGGGAUUUGGGAACUUCAACCCGAAUAAAGAUCCGGCUAAGUUCAAUUUGGUUGAUCCGGCUGAGAGAAACACCGUCGGGGUACCAUCGGGGGGCUGGGUUGCAAUUCGGUUUUUAGCAGAUAAUCCAGGUGUAUGGUUUAUGCAUUGUCACUUGGAAGUUCAUACGAGUUGGGGACUGAAAAUGGUAUGGAUUGUGAUGGAUGGAAAUCGCCGGAAUCAGAAGCUGCCGCCUCCGCCCUCGGAUCUUCCCAAAUGCUAAUUGGGAUAUGAUUAUCCUCUUCUUUUUGUUUUUUAAGAGUUUGCUAUUCAUUCUUUCUCAUUUUCAUAGCCAUAUUAGAGAAAAUGUACAACAUUUUGAUAUUCAUGUGUAACUUUUUGAGCAAAUUUAUAGUCAAAUUUUUGC